Armigeres subalbatus is the source of this 2182-nucleotide messenger RNA. RefSeq names its product proton-coupled folate transporter. Gene Ontology annotation, molecular function: transmembrane transporter activity. NCBI's taxonomy places the organism in Eukaryota, Metazoa, Arthropoda, Insecta, Diptera, Culicidae. The record is from RefSeq and is a predicted model, not a curated record. Gene Ontology annotation, biological process: transmembrane transport. Gene Ontology annotation, cellular component: membrane. Bases 448 to 1929 code for a protein of 493 amino acids. The transcript is spliced from 5 exons.
UCUCACAGUCUGUAAUCAACUUUCAAGCAGAUUGUCUUUGCCAAUUGAAUAUCAACGUGUGCUGUUUAGUUCGUUCAUUUCAUUACGUUCAAAUUAGAUGAGAAAUCUAUGCUAUUUUGUUCUAGAAAUGUUUUCAAAGUGAUGGCAUUCCUGGCAGUGGCAGUUCAGUGAAAGCAUUUCCUGCGAUCAAAUUGUCUACCUUGAAUCUCCUCUUGGAUCUCCUCCGAAUGCAUCGAGCACUGAGAUUUGGCUCUUUAUCGCCAUCAUCGCCACCAGUGACAGUAACAAUCCCGUGGAAAGUCCACCGUCUCGUCUUAUCUCAGUCAAUCAUCUCGUGCAGCUGAUAUUGCGAUUCAGCGCAACGCGACUCGACUGGCAGUCUCCAUCUGUUCAGUGGACGCGAUACCGUCAAUUUAAAAGUUCUCCAUGUGAUUCUGCCCGGUCACCAUGAGCGACAACGGGGAUAGGGUGGUUCGCGUGGAGCGAUGGUACCACAAGAUUACGGUAGAACCGUCGAUGUUUCUGUACAUGAUGGCCUUCAUGUUGACGUCGGUCAUUGAACAGGUGUUUUUCCUCUACAAGGCGUGCACUGUGAAUCAUGGCUAUUCGCACGAUAUCUGUAUCAACAUCGAAAACUAUCAGGAUAUUAAGAAAGAGGUUCAAAUAACCACCUCGACGUUCCACAUGUGGAAUAACAUAGCGAUGUAUGUGGUGCCAAUUGUGUUAGCUUUGUUCCUCGGAGCGUGGUCCGAUCGCAGAGGUCGUAAACUUCCACUAAUUUUGGGGUUGAUAGGAAAGUUCGUUUACUCGGUGAUGAUUGUGGUCAAUACUCGAAUGGAAACGUGGCCAGUGGAGUACAUUAUUUACACUGCCACAAUCCCAAGUGUACUGACUGGAGCGGACAUCGCCAUAUUUGCGUCAUGCUUCGCCUAUAUAUCGGAUAUAACAACCCUAACAGACAGAACCUUUAGGAUUACAAUCCUCGAUGCCACAUACUUGAGCACGAUGCCCAUCGGAGUCGCGAUCGGUACUCUCAUUUACAACCGUACUGCCAAAUCAUUUACGGUGAUGUUUGCAAUCAACGCCGCAUUACUCCUCCUCUCGAUUGUAUACUCAAUUUUUCGUCUGAAAUCUCGUACCACCGAUCGACAAAUUUCUAUAAGGGAGCUGCCUUGGUAUCGCAUGCCGGGCGAUUUCUUCGAUCGACAACAUGUCGUCACAUCACUGGCGACGUUCUUCAAGAAACGCACCAUGAACCGAAGGAUCUACCUCUACGUUCUAAUGGUCGCCAUGUCCUUCUACACAUUCCAACGGGACGAAAAACCCAAAAUGUAUCUCUACACCCAACUCAAGUUCAAUUGGAAUGCUGAUUUGUAUAGCUACUUCAAAACAUAUCAAUCGGCUGCCUACGUGGUGAUGAUGUUCAUCGGAGUUCCAUUCUUCACCAAGGUUCUCCAGAUGAGAGACACGUUCAUCAUCAUGAUUGGUGCCACCGCACACGCCUCAGCUCGCUUCGUUUACAUAUUUGCCCAAGUGGACUGGCUGUUGUACAUCGGGGCCACCAUUUCGAGCCUUGGCCCGAUAGUGGCACCAGUACUAAGAUCGAUGAUCUCCAAGAUGGUUCCGACGACCGAGCGAGGCGUCAUCUUCUCAUUUCUGUCCGUAUUCGACAAUGCCGUCCCACUGCUAAGCGGAAUCCUCUAUACGCAGAUCUACAACGCGUCUAUCAACACCUUCCCACAGGCAUUCUUCCUGUUGACCAUGGGCACCCAGGUGAUGGUACUUCUGCUGACUUUGGGUGUUCACAUAUCUUUGCGAGGUAAAACAUUCGAGGAAGGCACCACUGAAAACCUGAAUGGAUUGAUUGAGGAGGAGCAGUUGCCGGAGAACGAUGUAGCGACAGAAGGGCAAACAGUGCCUAAACAAUGAGGCAUUACUCCAUUUGCGAACUGGCGCAAUUAAAAGAAAAUAGAUUUCUUCAAAAGACUUAGCUAUAAUAGUUUACAUCGAAGAUUCGGCUACUAAGACUUAGUCAUUAAAAGAUUUAGGGUUAUCAAGUUUAUAGGGUUAUGGCAUUUUGAAAACUGAUUUACUAUUACUUGCUUACAGAAUUGGUAAGUCUUUUACUGAAAAAUCUGAAAUGAAACAAGGCCUCACCAAGCGAAUAUUUAAUCGAGCUGCA